CCUAAAAGUCGCUCCGCCCUUCACCCGUUCACGCCUCAUCUAUAGCCUAUCAAUCCCGGCCAGUUUGUCAGCUUAGGCAAUUGCCAUAAAACCACACAGUCGGAGUCAAUUCAGGUAUCUACAGGCCUCCACCUAAAAGAUUAGGAGGUACCUACCUUAGAAGGUAGGUAGGUAGGUAACUAAGGUAGGUGCGUCUGCGUAGGCAGAGGUAGUGACAAGCCUACCUAUCUAUCUACCUAGGAUGUUACUUACCUGUGGUUGAAAUUACAGAGGUACCUAGCUUUUUUCUUGUUAUGGCUAGAUCGGCCUAUCGGAUCUUUUUUCAUUCUUGAUUGAUACAUAUCAUCCAGUACGCACCAACUUUAAGGUGCCUCAACCGCAGCAAUUCCCGUUUUGCAGAUUACAGGGGACCUCGACUUCCUCAGACGUCAAAGAAGAAAAAAAUGUGGUCGUCUGCUUUACGACUUGCCGGGGGCACAUUUCAAAGUGCCCGGGCGAUGAACUAUUCAACGUCCUCCAAGACAAUCCGACAUCUGAUGUCGAUCAGUGACUUGACGCCAAAUGAGUUCUCGAAACUGGUGCUGAACGCUGCAGCGCACAAGAAAGCUGUCAAAUCUGGCUGUAUCCCGAAGAAUCUGCACAGCAAGUUGACCGGACAGACAAUCGCCAUGAUCUUCAAUAAACUGAGUACUCGUACCCGUGUAUCGACGGAGGCUGCCGUAGCUAUGAUGGGAGGUCAUCCGAUGUUCCUCGGGAAAGGUGAUAUCCAGUUGGGAGUGAAUGAGUCGUUGCUUGAUACCUCUAAGGUCAUCUCAUCGAUGACAUCUUGUUUGGUGGCUCGAGUCGGCCCUCACGAUGACAUUCUAAACUUGGCAAAACAUUCUAGCGUUCCCGUCAUCAAUGCGCUGUCUAAUGACUUCCAUCCGCUUCAGAUAAUUGCUGACUUCCUCACGAUCCAUGAGUCCAUUCCCAAGGGGUCUGCAGAUGCGGAUAGCAUCGUGCCAAAGGGACUCAACGUAGCUUGGGUUGGAGACGCCAACAAUGUUCUAUUCGACUUCGCAACUGCCUGCGUAAAGCUAGGUGUGGGGAUCUCGGUCGCCACACCUCGCGGCUACGGCAUCCCGGAGGAAAUGUCGAAUCGAAUCAGGAACCAGGCCAAAUCUACCCAGACGCCUGGGAAGCUGCAUGAAGUGACCGACCCGGAGGAGGGUGUCAAGGACGCAGACAUCAUAAUCACUGAUACCUGGAUAUCCAUGGGCCAGGAGAAAGAGACGCAAAAACGGCUGAAAGAUUUUGCUGGCUUCCAGGUCACCAAUGAUCUGGCCGAGAGAGGCGGAGCAAAACCAGACUGGAAAUUCAUGCAUUGCCUUCCUCGCCAUCCUGAGGAGGUUGAUGACGAUGUCUUCUACUCUGCGCGAUCUCUUGUCUUCCCCGAAGCGGAGAAUAGGCUGUGGGCAGCUGUCGCGGCGCUGGAAGCUUUUGUUGUAAAUAAGGGGGUUAUAUUGUGAAUAUCCCCUGGCCGAUUCGGGAACGUACGGCGUCGCCUGCAUCGCAAGAAUUUGCGAGCACGUUCAUGAGGAAAAAUCCAAAUGAAGCCGAAACCUAACCCUUAAGUGAUAUUGGCGACUGGGGGCUGGGGGUUUCAAAUAUUCA
This is a messenger RNA of Durotheca rogersii, 1653 nucleotides long. Its product is annotated as ornithine carbamoyltransferase precursor-like protein. The record is from RefSeq and is a predicted model, not a curated record. Gene Ontology annotation, molecular function: amino acid binding; ornithine carbamoyltransferase activity. The coding region runs from base 444 to 1508 and encodes 354 amino acids. Gene Ontology annotation, biological process: L-citrulline biosynthetic process. NCBI's taxonomy places the organism in Eukaryota, Fungi, Ascomycota, Sordariomycetes, Xylariales, Xylariaceae. Gene Ontology annotation, cellular component: mitochondrion. The transcript has 3 exons.